Molecule: messenger RNA, 1804 nt
Organism: Asterias rubens (European starfish)
Lineage: Eukaryota; Metazoa; Echinodermata; Asteroidea; Forcipulatida; Asteriidae
Exons: 2
Coding region: 465-1022 (185 amino acids)
Source: RefSeq, a predicted model, not a curated record
CCUAGGUCGCUUCAUAACCGGAUAUAGUGAACCUUUGGAACUCCUAUCGACCAAACCAUCCCAUAAUGAUUUAAAAGCCAGUUGGCUUCGCUCGUUUUCAGGAGAAGUUGCUUUUGGUGACGGUGUUUUAAGUGAGUGUGUCGUACAAAACACUGAUUGGAAAAUGAUUACCUUAUGUAUCGAACAGAGGAAGAAUCAGUGACCAUGAUUUUGCCCACUCGUGUAUUGUGACAACCGAGCCAGCAAAGAAGGACAUGACGCUGCAUGUGGCCGUAACCACAGGCCUACUUUGACUUUCGCAAUAAUGAGGAAGUGAUUUUCCACGGAUUAUGCGUUGACUUGUUGUACUGUUUUAGGUUUCAGGUCUGCAACAAAGAGUUGAACAAACCUUCCUUACUUGUAGGAUUUUGUAGACAGGUUCGAACACGGUGUAAAAUCAACAUAGUCUCUAUUCAAGUCGCAAAAUGGUCUUCGAUCAGAAGAUUUACGUUGCCAACACAUCAUCAGAGAAGAUCUACGUCCGAACGACUUACGAGAAAUGGCAGCAACUAAAGUUCUCCACCGAGGUGAAGCUAAUGUCACAAGGGGCAGUGGGUGGCGGGUUGAACUUCGAACAGAUGCGGGACAUGACCGAGGGUUUCACGGCCUUAGCACCCCACCACACCAUCAAGAUGAUCGGGUCGUUUUUCUCUGCUGAGGUGCACUCACCUCAUGAGCAGAAUGCUGCCACUACGGCGGGAGGAGGAACGACGACUGAAUCGAAGACUAUCAUCAGCCGGAACCUGCGCGUACCGAACGCGCACUCGAUCAUCGUGACGUCACAGCACACGGUGCAGGUUGUUCGGAGUGGUGCUAAAUGGAAGAAACAAUGCAAGGAAUCGUGCAAUUACAUAAUCCGUGGUACAAAGCCUAGUCGUUCAUGCUGGCAGAGGUUAGCUGGUAGGCAACCAUCAGUUAGUAAUACAAAGGCAUGUGACGUAUGCAAACGAGGGGAACCAGUGGCCACUGGAGGAACUAUUUGAAGUUAACUACCCGGAUGAAGAAGACACGAGUUUAGCUUUAUUCUAAAAGGUUGUUAUCUGAGAUGUGUGCUUUAAAUUUAUUUUAUGCCACCAAAAAUGCUAAGUGAUUUGUAUGGGUUCGAAGUCCAAUAAAACCGAAAGACCACGGGCACGAGAGGGCGCUAUGUCGUCUACCAUGUCUACAAAAUAAUGUAGGCAAGUAUAAUGUCCAGCCCGUAUACGUUGAGGAUCACAAGGUCGAAAAAAACCUCAUUUCAAUCUGCGAUUCCUUUCAAAGAUACGUCGUGACCUAUAUUUAUAGUAGCCACAAUGAUAUUAUACAAUAUCAUUGGUUUGCACUGGCUCAAUAUUACUGCCAACAACAAGUGGGCCUGGGUAGUUUUUCAAUCUGAAUUCCGCUUUUCAUUUUGGACUAUGAUUACAACAGCAUCCCACCACGGAGGAAUAAAUUCCUUCCUCCAUGAUCCCAUCAAUGACAGAUAUGACUCUCUUGCAUUGGCCACCAUCUUUGAUGAAACAUGCACACGUGAAAGGCAAUCAUUGGCUAGAGUCGUGCACGUACAGCGCGUAAAGGGAUGCACUUUUCCCAUUGGUUCUCAUCAAAGAUGGCGGUUAAUGACGUCAUGUGCAAUCCAUAAUUAUUAAAACUCUUGCCGUAUGCACAUUUUAUGGAUAACGUAAUAUUUUUAAAGUGUAUCAAAACAAGUAAAUAAGUGUUUUAUUAGUGUGGUUUUUUCUGUAUAUAUUUAGUGGUCGUUAAAGAGCAACCUUAAUAAACCAAC